AUGGUCGAUGAUCGAGAACCUGACGUCGCCAUUGAAGAAUGUGUACAAAGCAAACGACUUUAUCACCAUACAACCUAUCACCAUAUAUCUCCUGAAGAACGAUCCCUGAUUCAGCAGCAACUACUCGAAUGGUACGAUCGUGAGAAACGUACGAACAUGCCCUGGCGUAAAGAAUACCGCAAUGAUCUCGAUCGCGAGGCGCUUGGUCAGCGAGCUUAUGAAGUGUGGGUCAGCGAGAUUAUGUUGCAGCAGACUCAGGUCGCCACGGUCAUUGACUAUUACAAUCGAUGGAUGGAGGCUUUUCCUACUAUAUUUGAUCUUGCAAAGGCGGAUAUUGAGCGCGUAAAUACUCUAUGGGCUGGUCUCGGUUAUUACUCUCGUGCACGUCGAUUAUGGGAAGGAGCUCAAAAAGUGGUCAAGGAAUUUGAUGGCAUUCUCCCGAAUAAUGCAAAGGAUCUUCAGCAUCAUAUACCAGGAGUGGGUCGUUAUACAGCAGGAGCCGUAGCAUCCAUUGUAUUUGGUCAAGAGACGCCUGUUGUGGAUGGCAAUGUUAUUCGAGUGAUUGCUCGUCUUCGUGCAUUAGGUGCGGAUCCAAAGAAGGCAAACGUGGUGGAACUUUUUUGGGAGAUUGCAGAAGGUCUGGUGUCUCAAAGUAGGCCUGGCGAUUUCAACCAAGCAUUGAUGGAAUUGGGAGCACGCGUGUGUACACCUCAGGGGCCUGACUGUGGAGCGUGUCCAAUCAAGGCACAAUGUCAUGCUUAUGCACAGCUUGAAACUCACUCACGGCUAAAAGCAAACGGGUUUUGGAAGGCGACACCUGCUGGACAAAAGCGGAAACGCGAUAUGGAACAUGAAUGCAAGUAUUGUUUGGAAAUCCAAACCGAUUUGACAGAUGAGGACUAUGCAGUGACAAGAUAUCCAGCAAAACCAGAAAAGAAAAAGCCGCGGGAUGAAGAAUGUGCAGUUUAUAUCCUUCAAUCUAAUCAAGCCAACAAUGACCGAUACCUGAUAUCCAAACGACCUGAGACAGGUUUGUUGGCUGGGCUCUGGGAGUUUCCAAGUUUGGAACUUGAUGCGCUGGAUACGACUUAUGAUCAACGAGCAGCCAAAGCGACCGAAUUUCUGAAGGAGCGAUAUGGCAUUUCAAUACCAUCAUCAAAGGAUGCUUCCUUGCAACGACAUGACCUUGGCAACGUGGUGCAUCUUUUUUCUCAUAUACGCAAGGUGUAUCAUAUCGAAUGGAUCAAAAUGGAUUUGGAUCAAGAAGCGAUGGAUAUGGCUGUUGCCAUGGCUGUAUCAAAGAGCGACAAGGACCAAGCACGUUGGGUCGACCUGCAAGAAUUGAAAAAGUCACCUAUACCCACAGGAUUGAAGAAAGCGAUUAAGCUGAUGGAGAACUUUGAAAAGACCUCAAACAAUGGGAAAAAGAGCGCAGCGACAAGGACAAUGCGGAAGCAAGCAUCCAAAACAUCGUCGUCGGGAAACAAUGCGGACAUUUCGACGUUCUUUCUAAAGAAAUAA
Messenger RNA from Lichtheimia ornata, 1521 nucleotides. Its product is annotated as A/G-specific adenine glycosylase. The record is from RefSeq and is a predicted model, not a curated record. Gene Ontology annotation, molecular function: purine-specific mismatch base pair DNA N-glycosylase activity; adenine/guanine mispair binding; oxidized purine DNA binding. Gene Ontology annotation, cellular component: nucleus. Gene Ontology annotation, biological process: mismatch repair; base-excision repair. Lineage: Eukaryota; Fungi; Mucoromycota; Mucoromycetes; Mucorales; Lichtheimiaceae. Bases 1 to 1521 code for a protein of 506 amino acids. The transcript has 11 exons.